AUGACGGUGCAGGCUCGAAGGGUCGAAUGGCCUACUCCUGCAUCUAUUGUCUAUUGUCUAUUUUCUAUGGGACCUUGUCUGGGGUGUGUGGUGCCUACCAGUGUGUCACCACCCUGUCAGGGGUGUGUGCGGUCUCACAGUGUGUCAGGACCCUGUCAAGGUUGUGUGGGGUCUCACAGUUUGUCAGGGGUGUGUGGUGUCUCACAGUGUGUCAGGACCCUGUCAGGUGUGUGCGGCGUCCACAGUGUGUCAGGUCGCUGUCAGGGGUGUGUGGGGUCUCACAGAGUGUCAGGACCCAGUCAGGGGUGUGUGGGGUCUCACAGUCUGUCAGGACCCUGUCAGGUGUGUGCGGCGUCCACAGUGUGUCAGGACCCUCUCAGGGGUGCAUCGGGUCUCACAGUUUGUCAGGACCCUGUCAGGGGUGUGCGGGAUCUCACAGUGCGACAGGACAUUGUCAGGGGUGUGUGGUGUCUCACAGUCUGUCAGGUCACUCUCAGAGGUGUGUGGGGUAUCACAAUGUGUCAGGAUAUGGUCAGGCAUUUGUGGGGUCUAACAGUGUGUCAGGACCCUGUCAAGAAUAUGUGGUGUCUGACCAUUGUCAGGGGCCUGUCAGUUGUGUGUCGCGUCUCACAGGGUGUCAGUAACUUGCCAGGGUUGUGUGGGCUCUCACAGUGUGUAACGAUCUUGUCGUGGGUGUGUGGGGUAUCACAGUGUGUCAGGACGCUGUUAUCGUGUAUCUCACAGUGUGUCAGAGCACUCUCAGAUGUGUGUGGGAUCACAAUGUGUGUCAGGACCCUGUCAGUGGCAUGUGGCAUCUCACAGUGCGUCAGGUCCCCGUCAGGGCUGUGUUGCGUCUCACAGUGCGUCAGGACCCUUUUGGGGUGUGUGGGGUCUCACAGUGUUUCUGAACCCUGUGAGGGGUGUGCCGGAUCUCACAAUGUGUCAGGAUGCUGUCCGGGGUGUGUGGGGUCCCACAGUAUGUCAGGUCGCCGUCGAAUGUGUGGGGUCUCACAGUGUGUAAGGACCCUGUCAGGGGUGUGUGGGGUCUCACGGUGUGUCAAGUCCCUGUGA
Mobula hypostoma (lesser devil ray) is the source of this 1071-nucleotide messenger RNA. RefSeq lists its product as uncharacterized. The record is from RefSeq and is a predicted model, not a curated record. The coding region runs from base 1 to 1071 and encodes 356 amino acids. Lineage: Eukaryota; Metazoa; Chordata; Chondrichthyes; Myliobatiformes; Myliobatidae. The transcript has 2 exons.